Molecule: messenger RNA, 1353 nt
Organism: Sphaerulina musiva SO2202
Lineage: Eukaryota; Fungi; Ascomycota; Dothideomycetes; Mycosphaerellales; Mycosphaerellaceae
Exons: 5
Coding region: 1-1353 (450 amino acids)
Source: RefSeq, a predicted model, not a curated record
AUGUCCGCACUCGAAGAUAACGACCAUCCUCGGCGCGUACUCAGUGGCUUCAUGAGCUAUAGCGCUGACACAGGCCAUCCGCCAACCACCUCGAGCGGCGGCGAGUCACGACAGCAACAUAUGAUGCCCCGACGUGCACCAAUGGCAGCAGCAUCAAAGCUCAUCAUUGAUUGUACACCAUGCAAUGCUCAUGCUGAACAGCCGCUGGACCUCGCCGUCACCGCCGCGCAUACUCGAGCUGACUCGCCAACGUCCACGAUCGAAGACAGCAACCUCGACAGGCGUCAGGACAGCCACAGCUUCAAGACAGCGCACCACAAUGCCGACAUCAAGAUCGACCUGUCACGGCCUUUGUGCGAUUUUGACCUCAUCGCCGCGGUCUGCACGUGUGGACCGGACAAAUCAAGAGCUGGACACGGACAAAUUCGUUUUGCCGGAAGCUGUUCCCGCGACACGAGCCUCCGUCCAUUUCUCCGCCUUGAGCAAGAGCAACGACCUCAGCUCCGCACUCUGCCAAGCCACCAUAAAGGAACGGAACCAAAAUCACCCAGCCUGAACAUCAAUUCCAUGCUGCACGGCAUGGGCAUUGCAAUCACCACCACUCGCCACCUUCAGGCGGGUGGUGGAGAUGGCCAUGCAUUGUUGCCCUCUUCCCCCUUCACUUCUCUGGCAUCCCUCCAGGAUGUCUACGUCAACACCAAGAGACAACCUUCAAGACCAGCCCUUCCAGAAUACAUUUUGACAGCUCUACUGGCACUGGCACUGGCACUGGUGAGCCUCAUCGCCCAGGUCCUUUAUCAUUUCCUGGCUUUUACUCGGGCCCAUCUUUUCUGGCGCUGGUCUUCACUUCGGCAGUCCUGCUUUCUCGAUCCUUUCCUGUAUGGUGAGCCUUCGGCCCAUGCAACAACACUGUUCCCACUCCCCUAUCACACAUCCUGCCAACAGGUAUGCCAUGGUGAGCCUUCGGCCCAUGCAGCACCAGUGGUUUCCCACUCCAUCUAUCACACAUCCGCCAACAGUCAUGCUAUGCAUGGGUGUGGCUUCACAGAGAUGGGGCAUCAGGCAGCACAUUGCUUGAAACCACACAAAUCCGAUCAUGGUGCACUUGUUGCCCGAGCCUCCGGCUGGUUAGCUGUCGCGCCACGUCAUUGCUCUGGUUUCACUGCAUCUCUGUCCGCGUCGCUCUGGGGGUUCUUACUCUGCUUGGGAGUCCGAGAUGCACGAUCAUCUUCUGCUUUGCAGAUCAGCCUCGACCUGCCCGGUCUUUGUGAGAAGGUUCGCCAUCUUCGGAUACUGCGCUUUGACCUCUCCGUCUGGACGUCAUGUAAGCCGGAAGUGAGUAAUUUGGCUUGA